Messenger RNA from Drosophila innubila, 1035 nucleotides. It is a transcript of the gene PCNA, whose product is annotated as proliferating cell nuclear antigen. Gene Ontology annotation, molecular function: DNA polymerase processivity factor activity; DNA binding. The record is from RefSeq and is a predicted model, not a curated record. The coding region runs from base 117 to 899 and encodes 260 amino acids. The transcript is spliced from 2 exons. NCBI's taxonomy places the organism in Eukaryota, Metazoa, Arthropoda, Insecta, Diptera, Drosophilidae. Gene Ontology annotation, biological process: mismatch repair; translesion synthesis; regulation of DNA replication. Gene Ontology annotation, cellular component: PCNA complex.
GCGACAAAGGUAUUCAUCAUAUUAAAGUCGGCCAAGUAGCACGCUGUAGCGACGCGCUCGUUGAAUUUCGCAAAACUUGCAUAUUAGAGAAACAAUACAAGUUAAAUAGUGUAAUCAUGUUUGAGGCACGUCUUGGCCAAGCUACCAUUCUUAAGAAAAUCCUGGAUGCCAUCAAGGAUUUGCUAAAUGAAGGCACCUUCGAUUGCAGCGAUUCCGGCAUACAGCUGCAAGCCAUGGAUAACUCUCAUGUUUCGCUGGUUUCCCUGACCUUAAGGUCUGAUGGCUUUGAUAAGUUCCGCUGCGAUCGUAAUCUAUCAAUGGGCAUGAAUCUUGGGAGCAUGGCAAAGAUAUUGAAGUGCGCCAACAACGAGGAUAAUGUGACAAUGAAAGCACAAGAUAAUGCGGACACAGUAACGAUUAUGUUCGAAUCGGCCAACCAGGAAAAAGUCUCGGAUUACGAGAUGAAGCUAAUGAAUCUCGACCAGGAGCACUUGGGCAUUCCCGAAACGGACUAUUCGUGUGUGGUGCGAAUGCCUGCUAUGGAAUUCGCUCGCAUCUGCCGCGAUUUAGCCCAGUUCAGUGAAUCUGUUGUCAUUUGCUGCACUAAAGAAGGUGUCAAAUUCUCUGCUAGCGGCGAUGUUGGCACCGCUAACAUUAAGUUGGCCCAAACCGGUUCCGUUGACAAAGAAGAGGAGGCUGUCAUCAUUGACAUGCAGGAGCCAGUCACCCUCACUUUCGCCUGUCGUUACCUGAAUGCCUUCACCAAAGCCACGCCCCUGUCGACACAAGUUCAGCUUUCCAUGUGCGCCGAUGUCCCGCUGGUUGUUGAAUAUGCCAUCAAGGAUCUGGGCCACAUACGCUACUACCUGGCGCCAAAGAUCGAAGAUAACGAGACAUAAACAAAAAGCCGUUAAUUACCUGAAUCGUAUUCAUAUUUACAUAUGCCACAUAAUUUUUCUCACCCACAACAUUCUAAUUAUUAAGAUUUUUACAAAUAAAACAUUUCCUUGGUCAAUAAACUAAAUAAAAAGCAAA